AUGUCUACCUUAGAAUCUGAGGUUUUGAAAAAGAACAAGUCUGCAGAAAUAUCAGAAGAGAUUACUCUUGAUGGAAGUGUUGAUUUGCAUGGUUGCCCUGCAAACAGAGCCAAAUCUGGAAGAUGGAUUGCUGGAAUUAUUAUACUAUUGAACCAAGCUCUAGCAACCCUUGCAUUCUUUGGGAUGGGAGUGAACCUAGUGCUGUUUCUGACAAGGGUGGUAGGACAAAAUAAUGCUGAUGCAGCUAACAAUGUGAGCAAGUGGACAGGAACAGUUUACAUCUUCUCUCUUGUCGGUGCUUUCCUCAGUGAUUCUUAUUGGGGAAGAUAUAAAACUUGUGCUGUCUUUCAGGUCAUUUUUGUUAUAGGUCUAAUGUCCUUAUCCCUGUCAUCAUACCUGUUCUUACUCAAGCCUAAAGGUUGUGGGAAUGAAACAAUUAAUUGUGGAAAACAUUCAAGAUUGGAGAUGGGGAUGUUCUACCUGUCAAUCUAUCUCGUUGCCUUGGGUAAUGGAGGUUAUCAACCAAAUAUUGCCACAUUUGGGGCUGAUCAGUUUGACGAGGAGCACUCAAAGGAGGGUCACUCCAAGGUGGCCUUCUUUAGCUACUUCUACCUAGCUUUUAACUUUGGUCAACUCUUCUCAAACACCAUUCUGGUCUAUUUCGAGGAUGAAGGAAUGUGGGCUCUUGGUUUCUGGCUGUCUGCAGGUUCUGCCUUUGCUGCUCUGGUCUUGUUUCUAGCAGGCACCCGGAGGUACAGACACUUCAAGCCCAGUGGCAACCCUCUCUCCAGGUUCAGCCAAGUCCUUGUGGCUGCAUCAAGGAAAUCCAAAGUUCAAAUGUCAUCCAACGGAGAGGACUUAUUUCAAAUGGACGCAAAGGAGUCUUCAACCAAUGCCAACAGAAAGAUCCUCCACACUCAGGGGUUCAAGUUCUUGGAUAGGGCAGCAUUUAUAUCUUCAAGAGAUCUAGAAGACCAGAAAGGGACCGGUUACAACCCCUGGCAUCUCUGCCCUGUAAGUCAAGUUGAAGAGGUGAAGUGCAUACUGAGACUUCUGCCAAUUUGGCUCUGCACCAUAAUAUACUCGGUGGUUUUCACACAAAUGGCUUCACUUUUUGUGGAGCAAGGCGCUGCCAUGAAAACCACGGUCUCCAAUUUCAGAAUACCACCAGCUAGCAUGUCCAGCUUUGAUAUCCUCAGUGUGGCUGUUUUCAUUUUCUUUUACCGUCGAGUUCUUGAUCCGUUUGUGGGAAAACUUAAAAAGACAGAUUCUAAGGGACUUACAGAGCUUCAGAGAAUGGGAGUUGGACUUGUUAUAGCAGUACUGGCAAUGGUUUCGGCUGGAUUAGUUGAAUGCUAUAGGCUUAAGUAUGCAAAACAUGAAUGCAUCCACUGCAAUGAUACGAGCACUUUAAGCAUCUUCUGGCAAAUCCCUCAGUACGCAUUUAUAGGUGCUUCCGAGGUUUUUAUGUACGUAGGUCAAUUGGAGUUCUUUAACGCUCAGACACCAGAUGGCUUGAAGAGCUUCGGAAGUGCACUUUGCAUGACAUCCAUUUCUCUUGGGAACUAUGUGAGUAGCUUACUUGUAAGUAUGGUUAUGAAGAUAUCCACCGAAGAUCACAUGCCGGGGUGGAUCCCUGGAAACCUCAAUAAAGGUCACUUGGAUAGGUUUUACUUCCUCUUAGCUGCCUUGACAUCGGUAGACAUGAUUGCCUAUAUUGCAUGUGCAAAAUGGUACAAGUGUAUACAGCUAGAGGGGAAAAGUGAAGAGAAUGAUGAGUCAAAAGUAUAA
Molecule: messenger RNA, 1791 nt
Organism: Sphenostylis stenocarpa
Lineage: Eukaryota; Viridiplantae; Streptophyta; Magnoliopsida; Fabales; Fabaceae
Source: the annotation of a GenBank genome assembly